Messenger RNA from Aureobasidium subglaciale EXF-2481, 1015 nucleotides. RefSeq lists its product as uncharacterized. The transcript has 6 exons. Lineage: Eukaryota; Fungi; Ascomycota; Dothideomycetes; Dothideales; Saccotheciaceae. Bases 137 to 937 code for a protein of 266 amino acids. Gene Ontology annotation, molecular function: phosphatase activity. The record is from RefSeq and is a predicted model, not a curated record.
CUCAACGCGUCUCUGCUGUCAUAUUCAAGAUUCAAGGUCCCCUGCAUAUCAUUCCUUAUCUCUAGACAUCUUUUUUUUUUCUUGUUAGAAUUAUCUCUUCUGAUCUACAUCUUUUGUUCGUCACACAUUACACAUCAUGGCUCAAUCACUUCCUGCUAUGAAGACGAACCCCAAGUUCAUCUUCUUCACCGACUUUGAUGGAACCAUCACCCUCUUUGACAGCAAUGACUUCAUGACCGACAAUGUGGGCUUUGGCUACGAGAAGAGACGUGAGGGCAACCUCAACGUUCUGAACGGCACCGAGAGCUUCAGAGACUCCUUCAAGCGCAUGAUGGACAGCGUCAAGAUGCCAUACGACGAGUGCAUCAAAUACGUCUCAGAAAAUGUAAAGCUCGACCCCGGCUUCAAUGACUACCUUCAAUGGGCCAUUGCAAACAACAUCCCUACCGUCGUCUUGUCAUCUGGUAUGGAGCCCAUCAUCCGCGCCAUCCUCGAGAAGUUGGUUGGUGAGAACGCAAAGCACAUUGAUGUCAUCUGCAACAACAUCCAAGCUAGACCCGGCAAGCAGGUCAACGAGGAAGGUGGUUGGGAACUUGUUUACCAUGACGACUCGCACUUUGGUCAUGACAAGAGCUUGACUAUUCGUCCUUAUGCUCAGUUGCCUGCUGAGGAGCGCCCUACCCUUUUCUACGCCGGUGAUGGUGUCUCGGAUUUGAGUGCUGCCAAGGAGACUGAUCUCCUUUUCGCAAAGUCUGGACAUGAUCUCAUCAACUUCUGUGUCAGAGACAAGAUCCCCUUCACCGUCUUCGAGGACUGGAGCCAGAUCAAGGCAAAGGUUCAGGAAGUUGUCGCCGGCAAGGUCACCGUACAAGAGGCUGCCAAGCAGGGUGUCGAGGCCUACGAGAAGGGCCAAGCUGGUGUCAAGCCCACCGUUUAGAUCGACCAUUGCGACGGUUACUCUGAUCUUUGUGAUAGAGUUGAGAACAAAAAAGUAUAUAGGACUAGAUCAUGCAGG